Molecule: messenger RNA, 2482 nt
Organism: Fusarium oxysporum Fo47
Lineage: Eukaryota; Fungi; Ascomycota; Sordariomycetes; Hypocreales; Nectriaceae
Product: Not1 N-terminal domain, CCR4-Not complex component-domain-containing protein
Exons: 4
Coding region: 291-2168 (625 amino acids)
Biological process (GO): regulation of DNA-templated transcription; nuclear-transcribed mRNA poly(A) tail shortening
Cellular component (GO): nucleus; P-body; CCR4-NOT core complex
Source: RefSeq, a predicted model, not a curated record
UGCUGGCCAGCCUUACUUCCAACAACCACAUCUCAUCUACCAUCGGCUCCCGGCAUUGACGCUCAGGACGACGGACACUGUAUUAUCACCCUAUUAUAAUUAACGACGACUAUCGGAUCGCCCCCGCGACGCGCCGUUAUAUCAUAAUAACCCUUCCCUGCGCUGCCACAUCUUCCCGAACGGUGCUGGCAGAGACGCACAACAAACCGAAUCGACAACAACAGUCGGACGACAAGAUCUAUACGAGCGACUAGACACUGCGCCCGAGUGGCUGCAUUUUUCUACUCAUAAUGGCGGCGAGGAAACUGGCCCAAGAGGUCGACAAGUGCUUCAAAAAGGUCUCAGAGGGUGUGGCCGAAUUCGAAGCUAUUUACGAAAAGAUCGAACAAUCGAGUAAUCCUGCCCAGAAGGACAAGCUAGAAGAUAACCUGAAACGCGAGAUCAAGAAGCUCCAGCGACUGAGGGAUCAAAUCAAAACAUGGGCCGCCAGCAACGACAUCAAGGACAAGGCUCCCUUGCUGGAGCAUCGCAAGCUGAUCGAGACGCAAAUGGAAAAGUUCAAGGCCGUGGAGAAGGCCAUGAAGACGAAAGCAUACUCCAAGGAAGGUCUAUCAGCUGCCGCCAAGCUCGAUCCCAAGGAGCAGGCAAAGGUUGAGGCCAGCGAAUUCUUAAGCGGCAUGGUCGACGAGCUGGAGCAGCAAAUCGAGACACUCGAGGCAGAGGGCGAAUCGAUACAAGCGACCAUGAAGAAGGGUAAAAACAACACCGCCAAGGCCGAACGCAUCGCCGAAAUCGAACGCAUUAUCGAACGACAUAAGUGGCACCAGGGGAAGCUGGAACUUAUCAGGAGAUCCUUGGAGAACGGCGGAGUUGAGCCCGAGCAAGUGACCGACCUGGAAGAGAGCAUUCGAUAUUAUGUGUCGGAUGGCAUGAAUGAAGACUUUAUGGAAGAUGAGGAGAUGUAUGAGGAGCUCGACCUUGAGGACGAGGAAGGCACCUACGGCAUGGGCGCGGAUAACGAGAAGAACUCUUCCCUGGAUGCGCAGUCUGUGCAAGAGGACCUUACGACCGACAAUGACUUGCCGAAGACACUGACGAGAAAGGCGCAGAAGGAGGCUGACCCAGUACGGAGGACAUCUUCUCAGACAAAGUCACCUUUACCUGCACUCGCGACACUCCAUGCUCCGUUACCGACUAUCAGCAAUAGCAAUUCGGGUACGCCGGCUAUGAAGCCAGCAUCAGUCCCUACAAGGCCCGCUGGAGAAGGACUCAAGUACGCAUCAGCAGCCGCUGCCGCUGCAGCGAGCGAUAAGAACAACGUUGGUAUCGCUCCGCUACCUCCGCCCCCUGGUGCCGCAUCAUCAAGCAUAUCCCCAUUGCCGCAAGCCCGAAGCAGCGCGACCAACUCUCCUGCGACAUCCUCUGCCCAGCCCGCUUCUCAACAACCAGAGUCAAAGCAGCCCACGCCAGCUCCUGCUCCUGCCGAGCCAGAACCUGUACCUGCGCCAGCCCCUGUGCCUGUCACCACGAAACAGUCCAAGCGAUCAAAGGCUGCUGGAAAACAAGCAGCAGUCCUCGAGGCCGCUCCAUCUUCAAAGGCUCCACGGACAAAUGGUACAGCCAAUGGUGUCAAGCAGACCGAGGAGGAGGAAGAAUGCAUCUACCACUUGCCAGCAUCGUUACAAGAUCUUGUUGACACAUAUGAGACGUCGAGAAAGCGGCCAUAUCCUCCAUCUGCGCCAUCAGCUCUGCGCAUGAUGACUGCCAGCCAGGCCAGCUGCCCCGAUAUUGUGGAUGCUGAUGUUCCACGAUCAUACCGACCCGACCAACCGGUACCCCCAACAGGGUCAGGAUUUCCCCGCGAGCCACUCGCUAUCUUCGAUGACCCGCGGUUAUACUCCCGUAUGGACCCUGACACUCUGUUCUACGUAUUCUACUAUAAGCAGGGUACUGCCCAACAGUACAUGGCAGCCAAGGCUCUGAAAGAUCAAAGUUGGCGAUUCCAUAAGCAGUAUCAGACUUGGUUUCAAAGACAUGAGGAGCCUAAGAACAUCACCGAAGACUUUGAGCAAGGCACAUAUCGAUUUUUCGACUAUGAGAGCACAUGGAUGAAUCGACGCAAGGCUGACUUCAAGUUUGUCUACAAGUUCCUUGAGGAUGAGGUCUAAUCAACAGUGCUUCUUCACUGGAGAUUGAAGUCCAUUGGCCGUGUAUGAGAAAUAUGGGACGGAGCUAUCGGUUUUGGUUGGACGCACCUUGGUUUUGUGAACUCCUGGAGAGGGCGAAUUAAGAGCACAGAGAGAGUAAGAAAGGACUUAGGCGGCAACCUCAUUUUGCUUUCAUCAUCGGCUUUUGAUGUGCUUUCUGGAACAGGUAAAUAUGCAACAUGCUACACGGGGCGUUAUCAACCUCAUUGUUUGAGAUAUGAAUACGAACCUUUUGAGUGCAGGGCAUUGUCGCCCUGAACGACUAUUCUGCUGAA